Candida tropicalis MYA-3404 is the source of this 2199-nucleotide messenger RNA. It is a transcript of the gene RIM101, whose product is annotated as alkaline-responsive transcriptional regulator. The transcript has a single exon. Gene Ontology annotation, biological process: positive regulation of transcription by RNA polymerase II. Gene Ontology annotation, cellular component: nucleus. NCBI's taxonomy places the organism in Eukaryota, Fungi, Ascomycota, Pichiomycetes, Serinales, Debaryomycetaceae. The coding region runs from base 1 to 2199 and encodes 732 amino acids. The record is from RefSeq and is a predicted model, not a curated record.
AUGAACUAUAACAUCCAUCCAGUCAGUUAUUUAAACGCUGACAAUCAGCAACAAAAGCCACAAGAUCAACAACAACAACAACAACAGCAACCAGUUUCAAAGAAAUCACCAUCUUCAGAUAUUGAACUUGAUAAUGCAACUUCACCUUCGUCGUUCACUUCUUCUCAUUCACCACAUAUCGCAGCUGCAGGAAAUAGUCCUCACUCAUCAUUUACUUCCCAAUCAACUGCUAAUUCACCAAUUCAAGAUUCAAAGCAAGCAUUGGCAAAACCUUCUACUGCAACCACAGUAAAUGAAAACAAACCUGUUCAACUUGUACCUGCUGCCACCAAUAUUUCUCAGCAACAAGUUGGAUCUCAAUUUAAUGCUAAUUCCGGUGUUGUUCCAGUUUCCUCAUACCCACAAGCAACUGUGCCACUGCAACAAUUACCAACUCAAUUGCACCCAAAUCUCAAUCAAGCAUACAAUAACCAACCAUCUUUCUACCUACAUCAACCAUCAUACUUGUAUUCUCACCAACAACAGCAACAACAAUUACAUCCAGAAUACGCCCAACCACAACAACAAUACACCAAUGAACAUGUUGCCCAAGGUUACUACAACACAAACAACAACCAAAACAAUUUGAAUACAAACAAAGCUCCGCCAUACAUUAAUGGAACCAAACCACCAAAGAAGACUUAUAAGAAGAUUAGAGAAGAAGAUUUGAGAGGACCUUUCAAGUGUUUAUGGGGUAACUGUAGCAUUAUUUUUGAAACUCCUGAAUUGUUGUAUGACCAUUUGUGUGAUGACCAUGUUGGUAGAAAAUCAUCAAAUAACUUGUCCUUGACUUGUUUCUGGGAAAAUUGUGGUACUACUACUGUCAAGAGGGAUCAUAUUACUUCGCACUUGAGAGUCCAUGUUCCUUUGAAGCCAUUCCAUUGUGACUUGUGUCCAAAAUCCUUCAAAAGACCACAAGAUUUGAAGAAGCAUUCUAAGAUUCAUGCUGACGACCAUCCAAAGAAAUUGAAGAAGGCACAAAGACAAUUGUUGAAACAACAACAAAAGGAAGAGAAACAAAGACAAAGAUUGGCUAGCAAGAAAGGCAAUGGUGUUCCUACUGCUAGUGACUUGCAAUUGAAUUAUUAUGCAGGAAACCCUGUUGAUGGUAUGAGUUAUGAUGAAGCUUCCAGAAAGAGAAGAUUGGAUAGCAACUCCCAACACAAUAUGUAUGUUGUCAACAGUAUCUUGAAUGAUUUCAAUUUCCAACCAGUUUCCUCUGUUCCUUCACAACAACAACAACAACAGCAAGCACAUAUCCAUACUGCUGUUGGUACUGCAGGUUCUGCUGAAUACGCUACUAAGAGAAUGAAGGCCAGCAGUGAGUACAAUAUUGAUGUUUUCAACAAGUUGAGCCACUUGGAUGAUCACUUUCAUCAUCAACACCACCAACCAGCUUCUGCACAAACUACUACUGCAGCUCCGGUUGCACAACAAGCUCCACAACAAGCUUAUGGUGGUAAUAUUUAUGAAGCUGAAAAAUUCUUCAACUCAUUAUCCAACUCCAUUGACAUGCAAUAUCAAAACAUGUCUAGUCAAUACCAUCAACAACACAAUGCUUCUACUUCUUCUACUUCUCCAUACAUUCAACAGAAACCAGUUCAACAACCAAGUAGCCUGUUGUAUCCAUCCUUGCCUACCAUUAACAAUACUUCCUACACUACAAGUAUAGCUAAUAAAGAAGGUAUGGUAAACAACCACAGCAGUUACUUGCCAUCAUAUCCACAAAUCAAUAGACCAUUAACAUACAACGGUCUUCAAACUGCUGCUUCAUCUCAACAACCUGCAAGUGCGUUAGAAUUCAACGGUAUUUCUACUUAUCAAAAAUCCGCCCAACCAGAUAGCAGUGACGACGAGGAAGAAGAAGAAGAAGAAGAAGAAGAAGACGAUUACACUUCUGAAGAAGAAUUUGACAGUGAAGUUUCUUCAGAAGAAGAUGAACUUGAUAAUUUGUUUGACAAGUUGGAUAUUCAAGAUGAUGAUGAUGAAGAAGAAGAAAUUAUCAUUGAUGGUUUCAAUUUGAAAGAAGUUGCUAGACAAAGAGAUAUGAUCAAGUCUGUUCUUGCAUACUUGAGAAAACAAAUUGAAGAGCAAGAUAAGAAGACUGUUGAAGUCAAUGAAGAAUCCACAAAGUUAUACCCAACAAUAACAGCUUUUUAG